UCAGCAGGCCGCUCGCGGCUGAGUCCCAUAAAGGCGCCAGUCGCCUGCUGCUGACAGCCGCCAUCCGGGCGAGAGCUGGCGGCCACCGGAGGAGGACCCGGAGCGACGGCCCCGCACUGCUUCACCUAGUGCACACCGACAGGGCGAUCGAUCGGACAAGGUCCCUUUCCUAGGAGGAUCUGAAAGGAGUCUGCAGCCUCAGUUCUAACAUCGGACUUGGCAUCCCUGAAUUUGUAGACUUUCCUGCUAAGACCUCAAUUUGUAUUUUUGAAGAACAGAAAGAAAUUCUGUGAAGUGUGGAAAUAAUUUAAGCCAUCUAAGACUAAAACAUACAUAAUGAAACAAUGUAUACUAUUUGUAUAAAAAAGGACAUGUACUUGUAGACAGCAUUAAAAUACCAGGAUCUGAAGUGGUUGAGAAUGUCUCUGCCAAGUCGACAGACAGCCAUUGUCAACCCCCCUCCACCGGAGUACAUCAACGCCAAGAAGAACGGGCGCGUGACGAACCAGCUGCAGUUCCUACAGAAGGUCGUCCUGAAGGCCCUGUGGAAACACAGCUUCUCAUGGCCUUUCCAGCAGCCCGUGGACGCCGUGAAGCUGAAGUUGCCAGACUAUUAUACCAUCAUAAAAACCCCAAUGGAUUUAAAUACAAUUAAGAAGCGGUUGGAAAAUAAGUAUUAUGUGAAGGCUUCCGAAUGCAUAGAAGACUUCAAUACAAUGUUUUCAAAUUGUUAUUUAUACAACAAGCCUGGCGAUGACAUUGUUCUUAUGGCCCAAGCUCUAGAGAAGUUAUUUAUGCAGAAAUUAUCUCAGAUGCCACAAGUAGAGCAAGCUGUGGGUGGUAAGGAAAGAAUAAAGAAAGAUCCUCAGCAAAAGACACCAGUUUCCUCUGCUAAGGAUCCAAUCCCUUUCAAAGUGGCAGAAAAUGUAUUUAAGUGGCAAGAGAUUCCUUCUGGAUUUCCUGACAUCUCCCUCUCUCCCUUAAACAUGGUGCACGAAGCUCCCCCCACCUCUGACUCACAGACUGUGGUCCAAGUCACAAAGGGUGUGAAGAGGAGAGCAGACACAACAACCCCUACCGCAUCCAUAGUUAAAGCAAGUAGCAAGUCUUCCCCGACCCUUGGAGAAGCAAAGCCAGGGACUGUGCCAGUAAAGGAGAACAUACUGAAGAAUGUUUUUCCAGACUCUCAGCAACAACACAGAGUUUUAAAAACGGUCAAAGUAACUGAGCAAUUAAAGUACUGCAGUGAGAUUCUUAAAGAAAUGCUUGCCAAGAAACAUUUGCCAUAUGCAUGGCCCUUCUAUAAUCCUGUGGAUGCUGAUGCUUUGGGACUCCACAACUACUAUGACAUUGUCAAAAAUCCCAUGGAUCUCGGAACUAUCAAGGGGAAAAUGGACAACCAAGAAUAUAAGGAUGCAUAUGAAUUUGCUGCAGAUGUCAGAUUAAUGUUUAUGAAUUGCUACAAAUACAAUCCUCCAGAUCAUGAAGUCGUGGCAAUGGCUAGAAUGCUUCAGGAUGUUUUUGAAAUGCAUUUUGCCAAGAUUCCUGACGAACCUGUUGAGUAUAUGCAUGCAUAUCACCUUCCAACAAACAGUGCAAAAGCCCUCAGUAGAGAAAGCAGCAGCGAGGCCUCCUCGGGAGACUGCUCUUCUGAAGAUUCUGAGGAUGAACGAGUGCAGCAUCUCGCCAAGCUUCAGGAGCAGCUUAAUGCCGUUCAUCAGCAGCUACAAGUUCUGUCCCAAGUUCCCUUACGUAAGCUAAAGAGAAAGAAUGAGAAGUCUAAAAGGGCACUAAAAAGAAAAAAGGUUAACAACAGAGAUGAAAAUCCAAAGAAAAAGCCCAAGCAAAUGAAACAAAAGGAAAAGCCCAAGAGCAAUCAACCAAAAAAGAAGAAGCCACUUUUGAAAUCUGAAGAUGAAGACAACGCGAAGCCCAUGAACUAUGAUGAGAAAAGGCAGCUGAGUCUGGACAUAAACAAACUUCCUGGGGAGAAGCUUGGACGCAUAGUUCAUAUAAUACAGUCAAGGGAGCCUUCCCUGAGAAACUCCAACCCAGACGAGAUCGAAAUCGACUUUGAGACUCUGAAGGCGUCAACACUCAGAGAGCUGGAGAAGUACGUCCUCGCCUGCCUGCGGAAGCGGUCGCUGAAGCCCCACGCGAAGAAGGUGGUCAGGUCCAAAGAAGAGCUCCAUUCCCAGAAGAAGCUGGAGCUGGAGCGGCGGUUGCUGGACGUCAACAAUCAGCUGAAUUGUAGGAAACGGCAAACAAAACGUCCAGCAAAAGCGGAGAAGCCGCAGCCGCCGCCGCCCCCGCCGCCGCGGCCCCCGGAGCUGGUGAGCGGGUCCCGCCUGAGCGACAGCAGCAGUAGCAGUAGCAGCAGCAGCAGCAGCUCGGGGUCCGCGAGCAGCAGCAGCGACUCGAGCUCCUCCGACAGCAGCGAUUCGGAACCAGAAACAUUUCCUAAAUUUACUGGCGUAAAACAGAAUGAUUUGCCUCCAAAAGAGAAUAUAAAGCAGAUACAAUCUUCUGUGCAAGACAUAGCCUCUGCUGAACCUCCCCUUGCUCAGUGGACUACAGGACCAUGUGGAGCAUCAGGGAAGCAAUCCCAGCAGGUGCAUGGCUACCAUGGGUCAGAACAUCUGCAGAUCAUGGAGAACAUUGCAUCUGUGCAGACUUGGCCUCUUUCAGGGUGUGUGCUUCUAGAUGAUUCCAAACAAGUCUCGAAUGGCCCUACUGUGGUGCAUACCUCUGCUGAGAAUCUCACAAUGUUAGAGCCGGACUGUCAUGUUCCUGUGCAGAAGGAUAUAAAGAUUAAGAACGCAGACUCUUGGAAAAGUUUAGGCAAGCCAGUGAAGUCAUCAAGUGUACUGAAGUCUUCAGACGAGCUUUUCAACCAGUUUAGAAAAGCUGCGAUAGAGAAGGAGGUCAAAGCGCGGACACAGGAGCAGAUGCGGAGGCACCUGGAGCAGAGCUCAAAGGAGCCGAAAGUGUCUCAGGAGACUCAGAGGAACUGGAAACCCACUUGGAGCCCUCCUGUUUAUUUAAGGGAGCUUGGAAAUGGAUUGACUCUAGAAUCUUUAUCAAAUAAAACGGAAAGCAAGUGUCAUGGAGAAGAGCAGGGUGAACAGCAGCCCUCAGACACUCAAGACAAAAGCAAACUCUGGCUUCCCAAAGACCGGAAUUUAGCAAGGGAGAAGGAGCAAGAACGGAGGAGAAGAGAGGCAAUGGCGGGUACCAUUGAUAUGACUCUUCAAAGCGACAUUAUGACAAUGUUUGAAAAUAACUUUGAUUAAAACUCAGUUUUAAAUUAACUGUCAACUUUAAAUGAAUGAUACAAAUGUUUACAAUGCAUGUGGUAAAGUGAUUGAUUACUUUCAACCACCAAGAUACCGAUCAUAUAUUGUGUUUUGACUGCCCUAAAAUUAAAUAUUUUGCACUUACAUUUUUAAUAAAUAUGUUCAUUUUAAUGACAUAA
Peromyscus eremicus (cactus mouse) is the source of this 3475-nucleotide messenger RNA. It is a transcript of the gene Brdt, whose product is annotated as bromodomain testis associated. Bases 420 to 3293 code for a protein of 957 amino acids. NCBI's taxonomy places the organism in Eukaryota, Metazoa, Chordata, Mammalia, Rodentia, Cricetidae. The record is from RefSeq and is a predicted model, not a curated record. Gene Ontology annotation, biological process: chromatin remodeling; positive regulation of transcription elongation by RNA polymerase II. The transcript has 20 exons. Gene Ontology annotation, cellular component: chromatin; nucleus.